AUGGAAUCUGGGAUUAUUAGCAUUUACCCCUUCAUUCUUCAUUCCAAUGCCAGUGAGAGGAAUGAGAGGCUGUUCUACAAGCUUCUCAUUGACAAUGUUGAGGAACUUCUCCCGAUUGUCUACACUCCAACUGUUGGUGAGGCUUGCCCGAAGUAUGGGAACAUUUUCAAGCGCCCUCAGGGUCUUUGCAUUAGCUUGAAAGAGAAAGGAAAGAUUCUAGAGGUACUGAAAAAUUGGCCUGAGAGGAGCAUUCAAGUUAUUGUCUCAUUGAUGGUGAGCGAAUUUUGGGACUUGGGGAUCUUGGUUGUCAGAACUUCCAUAUUGACAUUUGUUACUAGUGCUAAUUUGAUACAUAUUUCUAUUUUCAAGUAUUAG
Camellia sinensis is the source of this 375-nucleotide messenger RNA. The record is from RefSeq and is a predicted model, not a curated record. Lineage: Eukaryota; Viridiplantae; Streptophyta; Magnoliopsida; Ericales; Theaceae.